GGCGCCUGGGACGCCACCAACGUCGUUGGCGUAGGAGCUGCCGCAGACGACGAAGAGUGCGUCACCGACACAGGGGGUCGCCCCAAAGACUUUGAAGACCGAGCCACGCGCUGCAUCGUCGCCGAUCCGAGUACGGCGAAAGGGCAAGCCACGCGACGACCGACCAGUGCCAGCGACGCUAAAGGACCACAAGCCACAUGACCUCUCCAUCUCGACCGUCGAUGCGGAUCCAGCAGCAGAGAUGCGCUUCACAGAUGCCAAAGCGACGAGCGCAAGGAGAGCGUCAGCCGAGAUGAGCACAAAGAGGGAGCAUGUUCAUUCCGUCGCCAACACCCUUGUGGGAGACGAGAUGAUGGGUGACGCCGCUCCGCUGGCUGUAUCGACGACAGUCGACGUGCUGGAGAAGGGCGAAGCGACAUCUCUCGAUCAGCCUCCGGCCCGUUACCAGGGCUGGUUCCAGCUCUCGACACUGUCGAAGCGCUCGAGCCAAAGACCGCGGCCAAAGGCGUCGAGCCUACGCAGGCCCACUUUUGACAGACCACUCGAAGUCUUUUGCCGCGACGGGGCACCCAGAGACCUCUGCAAACGUGAAUGUGCCCGAGAUCUCGGUCGCGAUGAUCGAGCCAGCUGCCGAAGCGCAAUCGGUUGACGCCGAGAUCCCAAGUCGGAUAGUUGAGCCAAACUCCUUCCUCAAAGUGGUCGCGCCGGUCGUAAUGGUUGCUCCAGAGUCCUCUGUCGAGGUGAUGGAGCCGGUCGUAGUGGUCGAGCCAGAGUCUGCCCUCCAGGUGGUCGAGCCAGAGUCUGCCCUCCAGGUGGUCGAUCCAGAGUUCUCCCUCAAGGUGGUCGAGCCAGAGUCCUCCCCCGAUGUGAUUGAGCCGUUCGCGAUGGCUGUGGCAGAGUCCUC
Saprolegnia parasitica CBS 223.65 is the source of this 904-nucleotide messenger RNA. RefSeq lists its product as hypothetical. Bases 242 to 649 code for a protein of 135 amino acids. Lineage: Eukaryota; Oomycota; Saprolegniomycetes; Saprolegniales; Saprolegniaceae. The record is from RefSeq and is a predicted model, not a curated record. The transcript has 4 exons.